Solanum lycopersicum (tomato) is the source of this 5274-nucleotide messenger RNA. The record is from RefSeq and is a predicted model, not a curated record. NCBI's taxonomy places the organism in Eukaryota, Viridiplantae, Streptophyta, Magnoliopsida, Solanales, Solanaceae.
GGUUAAUUUUAGAGAUAAUACAAUACUUAAGCAAAUAAAUAUGAUAGUUAGAUGCUAAACAUAAUUAGGCUAUCAUUGUGACUAUAUAUAGCAUUUGAUUUCUCCUUUCUUGAAGCCAAGGGAACAUCAAUAAUCAUGACAUAGUGUUACCAAUUCACCAUGCAAGUUCAUCAUUGAAUAUCAACCUUUUUUGUUUUUGUCCUCUUUAAACUAAAGUAAGAUUAAUGGAAAAAAAGGGGUACAUUUUCAUAACACUCAUGACUUUCUAACUUUUUUUUUUCCAUAGUUAAUUUAUGUUUUUAUUUAUUGAGAGAUUCAAUUAUUUCAAAUUUAUUCGCAUGUGAUCUAAUAAAGUGGAAGUGCUCUUAAUUAUCAAGAUUUUUUUACUAUUAGAUUCAAAUCGAGAUCGAUCUCUAAUUAAAAAUGAAAUGAGUAUAUUCACCCUCACUACAAUUAAUGAUAAUCUUGAACUAGCAUAUAAUUUUUGUGUAGUUUAUAGUUGGUGAUAUAAUUUUUUCUUAUUCGGUGUCCGAUCUCUAAAUUGGAAUCAUAUUAAAUCAGGAUUUGUGCUGGAAAGAUAAAAACAAUUCGAUACAUAUGAAAACUUGAGUUCAAAAUCUUUGAUUAAGGAUGAAGGGAUACUUACAACUCCAUUACCAUUGUAAUUGGUAGUGAUAAUUCUUGUUGGGGUGCAAUUCAAGUAUAAUAGGACAAGCAUGACUCAUAUUUUACAACUUAAAUAAGUAGUACUACACAACUAGUAAAUUAUGAGUCACUUGCUUGAAAACUUUGGAGACAAACGCCAUUGGUCAAAAUGAUGUGGAAAAGGCAUUUACAGAGAACCAUUUUUUUAUAUACUUUCAACACCAACUUUAUAUCAUAAGGACCAUCUUGUUGUUGAAACUUUAAAAGCAAGGUUUCAAAAAAAGAAAAAAAGUUGAAACGUCAAAAAAUGUUUAAGUUUUAUCAUGCAAAUAUGCAAUUAUUAAAGUCACGAGCCUUGGAAUUUAGUUUAUUUUAUACUGUACAUUGUACAAUAAUGCUUGGCCUACUAGUUAGAAAUUUUUCUUCAAGGAAAUAAUAUAAGUAGUUUGCACAAAUUUUGUAAAUCUUUUCUUUCUUGUUUAUAACGUGGGAUGUUAGAAUUGAUUUUCUUUUAAUUAUUAACUUUUUUCUUUUUUAAAAACUCCUCUUAGGAGCUUGUUAUUUUGCUUUCACUCGAAUUCACAAUCUCAAAAUUGGAAGUAGAGGGUGUCUAUCUGUUGAGCAACCCUUUCUUGUCGAUCAAGCAAUUGAUUAUUCUUUUAAAAAUCUUCCUAGGUGCAUUUCCUUUCUCUCUUCGUGACUCAAAUUUAAAAUUGGAGGAUGGGGUGUGCUUAUCACUUGAGCAACCCUCUCUUUUUCGUUAUUGACUGAGCAAAUUAAUUACUCAAUUUUCAAAUAUAUCUACUUUUAAGGACUGCUAUUUAAAAUAUAGCCAGCAUUUGCAAAACUCCAAUUCAAAGAGUGGAACCCUCUCUUUGUUGUUGACUGAGCAAAUUAAUUACUCAAUUUUCAAAAAUAUCUACUUUUAAGGACUGCUAUUUAAAAUAUAGCCAGCAUUUGCAAAACUCCAAUUUGAAGAGUGGAACUAAGAUACAUUUGCAAAUUAAGCCAAUUUUUUUUCCACCUAAACUCUAGCCUUACUGUCCAUAUAAAUUUGCAAAAUGAUGAUGAAUUGUUUUUAACAAAAUAGCUGAUUCAAACACUUCGAAAUAUACAUUUAUCUGCAAUUAAUGACUAAUGUCAUCUCUCAAGCACCACUUUAUUGAAUCCACCCACUUUAGAAUUAUGAAUUCUUCAAAAUUAAAAUAAUUUGUAUAAAAUAAUUUGCAUUAAUAUUUUAACGGUUUUGCAUAUCUGUCUAGUGAUGAAUUAUUUUAUGCGCAAAAAAUACGUUUGGAGACUCUUUAGGACCAAUCGCAACCUAUAAUCUUGAUAAUUGUGAUUUUUUUUAUUAUUAUUGUUAGUAUCAAAGUUUAUCUAUAUGACUAUAUCUCAUGCAUUAAUCACGCUUAUUCUUAUAAAAAAAAAUUGUCUAUGAAUUUUAAAAUCCCCCUCUAUCUAUCUAUCUAUCUUAUUGUUUUUUCUCUCUUUUCUUUUUUCCUAUCAUUUUGUUUUCUUUCUUUGCAAUUUUAGAAAUUUUGUUCCCUCAAAAAAUUACCAACUAAUUGUUAAGAGUCCCUCUUUGGUUUUUCAUUCCCAAUUUAUCAAGAAAUAGGUAAUAAGAAUAACAGUGCAUUUUGAGGAAUAUUCAGAUGGAGGCAGAAGUGCAAACUGCAUAAUAGGGUGCUGCAUUUGUGAGGUCAAGGUUUCAAAGGGUCUCUUCUUCUGAUAAGUUUUUCUAGUGAUACUCUAGCUCAAAAUGGGUGAGAUGGUUGUUGGCAUACCUGCACAUCUGGAGAGAAUUGAGCGUGAUGCUCGCUUUUUGAGAAGGAACUCAACUGGCAGCUUUGGCUUUCAAAUUGAUAAAUCCAAGGUCUUGUCACGUUACCUGAGUGAUCCAAAAGGUUCUUGCCAUGACGCUUGCAAAGGUGCUGAACGUGAUGAUCAAACAACAAUAGCAAGGACUUCCCUGCUGAGUAGAAUGGUAGUAGCAUCAGAAAAAAUACCAGAACCGGCUACAACUGUACAGGUGCAGAUACGGAAGAAACCACUACGCUCGAGUAAGCUGCCUGUGAAUUUCAAGAGGCGUACAACUGGUAAAUCACAGAGACAGGAGAUCCCGGCAUACACCAAGAGAUUAGCUGUUUCUGUAAAACAACGAAAUGAUUUGAAGAUGAAGUCUUUGCAGGAAAAUGCUAGUUCAAUGUCCGGAAUCUAUAAGCUGAGGAUAAGAGGAUACAGCAACACUAGCAUACCAGGGGGGUCAUCAAUUGCUCAAGAUUCUCCGUUGGAUGGUGCAACUGGCACACCAAACAAAGGAAGCAGGAUGGACAAGAACACCGCGUCUUCAAAGUUGGGCAACAAGAGGGCUGUCGGGAAACCUGCAAACUUGGAGAAAAUUGAGCAUGAACUCAGUUAUUUGAGAAGGAACUCAACUGGCAAUUUAGGUAUUGAAAUGGGUGACUCCAAGGUCUUGCCACGUUAUAUGAGUGUUCCAACAGGUUCUUCUGACGAUGGUAAAGAUGGUGCGGAACUCAACUGUAAAACAAAGGUGAGGACUCACAUGUCCAAAACAUCUGUAACUUCAUCAGGAGAAAAUUCAAAAUUGGCUACAACUGUGAAUUGGCAGAUACGGAAGAAACCACUACACAUACACUCAACUAAACUACCUGCAAAUUUCAGAAGGCUGAAAACUUCCCAUGGAAAGGAAAUGCAAGCAUGCACCAAAACCUUAGCCUUUUCUGCAAGGCAUCGAAGUGAUUUGAAGCUGAAGCCUCUUGAAGAAAAUGAUUAUUCUGUGUCAAGAAGCAACAAAUUAAGCAGAAGAAGAUACAGUGACAGUCUUAUGACAGGGGUUUCACUAACACUUAAGGGGUCUAUAUUGGAUGACGCAACCACCAAAACAAACACAGGAAGCAGGAUGGAUAACGACACUGCAUCUUAUGAGUUGAGCAAGAAAAAGGAUGUUGGCAUGCCAGUGAACCUGGACAAAAUUGAGUCCGGAGUCCGCUAUUUGAGAAGGAACUCAACUGGAAGCUCAGGUAUUGAAAUGGGUAAAUCCAAGGUCUUGUCAUGUUCUACGAGUGUUCCAACAGGUUCUCGCCAAGAAGUUUGCAAAUACACAGUUGCAAGUGAUCUUAAAAAGAAGGCGAGGACUCUCCAGCGCACAAGACCUGUAGCUGCAUCAGGAGAAAUCCCAGAAAUGGCUAGAACUGUGAAGUUGCAGAUGGGGAAGAAACCAUUAAGCUCAAGCCAGCUACCAAAUUUCAAGAGCCCGACAACCUUUCAAACCCAGGGAAAGAAAAUCCCAGCAUCCACCAAAAUAGCUGUCGAAAAAGGAUCCUCCGGGUUGAGCAAGAAGAAGGAUGCCAUAACUAUUUCCCACUCUACAAGAAUUUCCUUGAAGAGGGUAUCAGGCAAAAAGUUAAAUAACAGUUCCCCCGGAAUGGUAUCUCUUCCCAAUAAAACAGGCAAAGUGAUUAGUAAAGAUGAUCCAAACAAGGUGUCUCAUAUGAAUAAUUUGACUAGCCUUGCACGAAUAAAGAAAAUGCAACCUAGUCAUGAAAGCUUUGCAAACAAGGCAUCUCAACUUAGAAAAUCAGCUAGUCUUAAACAAGGCAAGAUGGAGCUAGGAAGUAACAGGAGUGUUCCAAGGGGGACAUCAAAGACAAAAAUCCUGACCAUACAGAUCUCUCUGGAAAACCGGAAGGCCAGAGUCUCGCCUUUAGAUAGGCAUGGCCCAAUUAGAGGAAAAAAACCGUCGCCCCAUCUCUCCCCAUCAUCUUCUCUACAUUCUGAUGGCACUAGCUCCAGAAACCUUGGCAACAGGAAAUCCUCCCUAUCAUCAACUUCUGCAUGUGAGUCUGUUAAUGGUGAUGCAAUAUUCAGCAGUUCCAAGAAAAGUGGAACCACAAGCCCAAACCAAGAUAUAAAAGCUGGAAGGGCUGCAAUUUGCAGUCCUAAAAAUCUCAAGUUCAGGAGAGGACAAAUAAUUGAUUAUCAGUCAGAGAAACUCAGUCCAAGAAGACUAAAAUUCAGGCCACCUAAAAUACUAGAGAACGGCGGAAAUGGAAGUGCUCUUGUUAGAGGAAGAAGCUCUAGGAGAUUUAUUGCUUAUGGAAAGUCAAAUGCUGCUAAAGAUGAAACUAUGAGAGUUAAUCUUCGACACCAAUCUAAACGAGGCAAAAAAGAGGCUCCAAUCUUGUUGAACAAUGUGAUCGAAGAGACUGCAACCAAGCUUGAGGAGACCAGGAGAAGCAAGGUCCAGGCUUUGGUGGGUGCUUUUGAAACUGUAAUCUCCCUUCAGGAUCCAACAUCCUCACCGCCAAUUACUUCCAGAUGAUAACUGUGUUCUAUGACAGAAAGAAAUAUAUAUAUAUAUAUAUAUAUCUAUAUUAAUAGAUAACUUGAGUUACGUAACUGAAGCAGUAGGUGCAGGAUUUCAAGCACUACUCUUUCUAAAUACAUGUAUACUACCUAACUGAUUCUACAUACUCCGUAAAUGUCAUUGUACAAGUGUAGUAGUGUAGUUGUAAGUUAUUUUUGUAAUGUGACAUAACAUAUUACACUUCUGCACAUUAAUCAUACUUGUGUAUUCUGUGUCUAUGACAAUAGAUCAUAAUUAAAACA